AUGCCGCGCACCUCCCGGUCAAGCUGCGUUGCUCAGCCAGCCAUUCAAGCCUUCACUCGGGCAACCAAAGCCGGCAUUACUCCGCAGCUACCUGCAAAGAAGAUAGCAUCUCUUCCAGUCUCGCCUUCCAAAAAACGCAAACUCCAGGAACUCGAAAACUUCGACAACGGUAGCAGACAGGCGCCAAUUGAAGAGGAAGGCACGCCCUCGAAAACUUUGCGGCUCAACGAAUUAUCUGUUUCCUCACCACGCAGCGGCCACUAUGCCUCUCCCAAGAAAGCUUCACCCGCGAAGACCCCGAGUCGGACCCCGAGUCGACGGGUUGCCCCUGUCAAGAAAGCGCCCUCGACACCCGCAACCCCUUCGAAGCAACGAACCCUGAACUUCGAGAAGGUUAUUCCAGUGCACGAGGAAACCCCAGCUAUCGAGCGGCCUGCAUUCUUCAACGAUAUUCUCAACCUUCACUCCUCCUUUGUUCAGGCUUUCUCCAUUCACAUGGCCCACAAUGGCGCAAGUACCCCUGCGGACCUCCGAGAAUUCCUUGGCAGCGUGACCCGCCUCUGGAAUAAGCGCAAGGUGCAGAUGAAGGACUUGCAGCGUCUUGUUUGGGUUUGGGAGCAGAGUUCGAAAGCGAAACACAUUUCAUAUCGUCUAGCGAAUUAUGGACUCGGCAAAAUUUGCAUGGAGCGCACCGUGCAGGUCAAUGUGCAGCCUCCAGCUUUGCAAGACUCUUUCGAAGAAGCCUUGGACUUGCUGUGGGAAAAGGCUCCAGAGGCCCUUCGGGAUGCUAGUGAGGAGGCUCAAGCAACUCUGUUCAUCGAGUCUCUCGGUCUCUCCACAAUCCACGAGUCUCUUACCCCUUUCACUGUUUUCCAGAAAGGUCAGCAACGACUCCAGGAUCUGAAGGGUGGUCUGCUCCGCUUGAAAGCCGAGAGAAUGCGCUCAGAGUCAGCAGAGACAACUCCCCUGGAGCGGACGGCAACGGUCAGCCGCCGCCAGAGUCUGCUCGAUCGAAUUAAGAAUAAGGAGCUACGCCAGUCCAAGCUCCCUCCCCCGCCUGCUAAGAAGGAACUCGUGCGACGUGCAGCCGCCGAUCGGGUGGAGGAAGUAGCCGGGAUCCUGGCCCUGUUGCGUCCCGCAGGGUAUGUGGGAAAUGGCAUCAAAGCCAUGCUUGCAGCCCAACGCAAGCCCUUCAAGCUCGAUGUGAUGGUCGAACAUGUCCGUGACUCGGUCCGCAGCGAGAUCCCUCGUGAGGAGGUGGAGAUGUGUCUUGAGAUUCUGUCGGAUACAAAGGUGGCUGGUGACUGGAUCAGUAUGGUUACUGUAGGCCAGAUGAAGUCGGUCGUGCUGAAGUCUUGCAAAGAUGUCUCUGCCAAAGAUAUCGGGGCGAGAGCCGCCCAGUUGAAGGCUGACUGGGAGAAGUCUGCGUCUUGUGUGCAGACUACUCUCUUGUGA
Penicillium crustosum is the source of this 1455-nucleotide messenger RNA. RefSeq names its product DNA replication factor Cdt1 C-terminal domain-containing protein. The coding region runs from base 1 to 1455 and encodes 484 amino acids. Lineage: Eukaryota; Fungi; Ascomycota; Eurotiomycetes; Eurotiales; Aspergillaceae. The record is from RefSeq and is a predicted model, not a curated record. The transcript has a single exon.